CGCCCCGGCGAGUACGGCCCGCCCCGCGGGGUGGAGCUCACGCCUGCGCAGUGAGGCCGGCGGCGCGGGAGAAGCGGUGCAUUGUGGGAGCCCCGCGGGUCCGCGUGGUCUUCCGCGUCGCGGGGAGCGCCGUGCGCUGCUCGGGGGUGCCGGGCGCUGGUCCGGCGCGCAGUUAGUCCAAGACCGGGGGCCGAGAGGAAGCGCUGGAAUCUGGAGUUCUCCCUGGAGUUCUAUCCGCGCCGCCUGGAGAGCGCAUCUGCCCGGCCCGGCGACCGCCGCUCCCGCGCACCGCCCUGGAGCCGCUGAAGGACGUCCACCUGGGCCUGGCUCCGCCCGGCCGCGGCCCCGCUCGCCUGGCCCUCCUCUCGGGCCACUACCUCUACUACCACUACGGCUGCGACGGCGUGGACGAUCGGGGCUGGGGCUGCGGCUACCGUACUCUGCAGACGCUGUGCUCAUGGCCAGAGGGCCGGCCGGCGGGCGUACCGGAACUGGCUGCAGUGCAGGCGGCCCUGGAGGACAUGGGCGACAAGCCCCCCGGGUUCCGGGGCUCUCGGAGCUGGAUCGGCUGUGUAGAGGCCAGCCUCUGCCUCGACCACUUCGGGGGGCCCCAAGGGCGCCUGUGUCACGUGCCCCGUGGAGCAGGGCUUCGGGGAGAACUGGAGAGGCUUUAUUCCCACUUCGCAGAGGACGGGGGGCCUGUAAUGGUUGGAGGCGAUGCGGAUGCCCAGUCCAAGGCCUUGCUGGGAGUGUGCCUGGGGCCAGGCACGGAAGCCUACGUCCUGGUAUUGGAUCCUCACUGCUGGGGUGCUCCCAAAAACCCCAGUGAACUGCAGGCUGCUGGGUGGGUGGGCUGGCAAGAGGUAAGCACAGCAUUUGACCCCAACUCCUUCUACAACCUGUGCUUGACCAGCUGUAACUCGGAAAAGCUGUGGCCCACCUUGGACUGAGGCUAAGGUCCCAGAACUGAGCUGUCUCUAGCUCUGUACACGUUCAUCUAUCCCCAUCUCAAAGGCAGAGGCUGCCUGAUGUCAGACCCCCAGGAAGUCCCAGCAGAGCCUGGGACCUUUGGUGUUAAUAAAGUGGCAAGACCCAACUAA
This is a messenger RNA of Hippopotamus amphibius kiboko, 1100 nucleotides long. RefSeq names its product UFM1 specific peptidase 1 (inactive) (gene UFSP1). The record is from RefSeq and is a predicted model, not a curated record. The transcript has a single exon. NCBI's taxonomy places the organism in Eukaryota, Metazoa, Chordata, Mammalia, Artiodactyla, Hippopotamidae. The coding region runs from base 522 to 950 and encodes 142 amino acids.